Messenger RNA from Tarenaya hassleriana, 1364 nucleotides. RefSeq names its product bZIP transcription factor 11-like. Gene Ontology annotation, molecular function: DNA-binding transcription factor activity; transcription cis-regulatory region binding. Lineage: Eukaryota; Viridiplantae; Streptophyta; Magnoliopsida; Brassicales; Cleomaceae. The transcript has a single exon. The record is from RefSeq and is a predicted model, not a curated record. Bases 659 to 1135 code for a protein of 158 amino acids. Gene Ontology annotation, cellular component: nucleus. Gene Ontology annotation, biological process: positive regulation of DNA-templated transcription.
CCCCUGUUCCUCUAUAAAUUUCCUCUCCUAAACCUUCCCAAGCCCCCUUCUCUCUCCCUCUCUCUCUCUCCCCAUAGAGAUCUCUCCCGUUCUUAUACUCUCUCUUUUCCCUCUCUCUCGCUCCAUUUGCAGGGGGAAGACCCUGUUUUUCAAGAGAUUCACUUUAAGAUCUUAGAUCUUGAGUUUUUCCCCCUCUUUCUCUGACGAGAGGAAAUUGCUGGAGCAAGUGAAUCAAAGAAAGAGAAAAUCUUGAUGCUGAAUCCGUUGUUAUUGAUGUUUGAGAUACAUGUCUCCAAUUCUCAGUGAAAUCCUCCUCUCCGGGUUUAUGAUAAACUCCAUAAUCAGGCGCAGGACCCAUCUUGUUCAAUCCUUCUCUGUCGUCUUCCUCUACUGGCUCUACUAUGUCUCAUGAUUUCUGAAACCUUUCCUCUCUAAAAAUCUCCUUAUAUAUAAACCCUAGCUAUAAACCAAUAAGCUUCUUUCGUGUUUCUCCUUGUUCUGCCGUAUCUUAGAUCUUGUUUUCCUUCGUUUUUCUCAUCUGGGUCCUGCUGAAUCCACUGAAAACCCAUAAAAAUCUCUCCUUUACCCGUUUGGAUCCGUAAAGUUGCAACCUUGUUUGUCUCUCUGUGUUUGUCUCUCUGUGUGUCUGUGUGUGUGUAUGAUAUUGAUGGAGUCGUCGUCGUCGCUGUUGUCGGAAGAGAACAACAAUCUGCAGGCGGUGAUGGAGCAGAGGAAGAGGAAGAGGAUGAUAUCGAACAGAGAAUCAGCGAGGAGGUCGAGGAUGAGGAAGCAGAAGCUGCUGGAUGAUCUGACGGCUCAGGUUGCUCAGCUGAGGAAGGAGAACCACCAGAUCGUGACAAGUGUCAGCAUCACAACGCAGCAUUACCUCGCCGUCGAGGCUGAGAACUCCGUCCUCAGAGCACAGAUCGAUGAGCUCAGACACAGAUUGGAUUCCCUCAACGACAUCAUCGCGUUCGCCAGCAGCAACAACAACAGCAACAAUGGCGUCUAUGGAUUGUGUUCGAACGUUCUUGAUCACUCCCAGGCUGAUGAUCUGUUCAUGAAUCAGAUUACCAUGAACAUGUUUUACCUGAAUCAGCCUCUAAUGGCUUCCGCUGACGCGUUACAGUACUGAAAUUUGUGAAACAGAUGUUCUCGAUUUCCCAAAAUGGGCCGUCAAUUUUUUUUUUUCUGUCAGAUUUUUCAGACAUGUCGGAGAGAAGUAGAACGAGAUGGGUCCUUUUGUUUUGGGUAUUUUGCAUUUCUUCUGCUUUUUUUUUUUAUAAAAAAAAAUCAGGAGUCGGGGGAUCUUCAUUAGUGUGUUGGAAUAAAGAAAUCUAUUGUAAUAAAAGGGCAUUUGUGUU